GGAUAAAAUCUCCACCAUCCCACCAGAUUUUAUUUUCCUCACCUCAACAACCAUUAAAGCAUUCCUUAUCUUUCUUCUUUAAACCAAUGGCUUCUUCUUUUGGUUCUGCAACAAAACUCACCUCCAUAUCAUUAUUUCUCUUGGCAAUAAUAUUAUUAUCCCUCACAAACUCCUGCAUUUCUCUAUCAACAGACCCAACUCCAACACCAUGGCCUCCUCAAUUCCACUCCAUAAUGAUAAUGAACAACAGUGGUACACAUCAAAUAAUCAAUCUCUGGUAUGAUUAUCCCAACGGAAGAAACUUCAACAUAAUCCAAAAACACCUAGGUGAGCUUCUGUAUGACUUGGAAUGGACCAAUGGUACUUCAUAUAUUUACACUCUUGAUUCCAGCAAGAAAUGCAAAACCCUGAAGUUUGAUGUGGGUAUUCUUACACCUGAUUGGCUUGAUGGUGCAAAUUAUUUGGGACAGCAGAAAGUAGAUGGGUUUCUUUGUAAUGUCUGGGAGAAGGUUGAUUUCAUCUGGUAUUAUGAAGAUGUUGUCACUAAGAGACCUGUUCAUUGGGUUUUCUUCACAGGAAUGGAAGCUCAUUUGAUGACAUUUGAGGUUGGAGCUGUGUUGGAAGAUGAAAAAUGGCAAGCGCCUGUAUAUUGUUUCGAGUCCGGUGAGCAAGCAGAUGAUGGCCCAAAACUUAAGUCGUCCGUAGUUGAUAAUAGUGAUUCGGAGGAUGUUUUCAGAAGAAAAAUGUUGAUCCAGAGAGGUAGAGAGGGAAGUUCCAAACAAGAGUGAACUAUGCUCCUAAAAUCGUUCUCAUGGAAGUUACUUCAAUGUUUUUUACACUCAGCUGCUAAAUCAUGCCAAAAUAUUAUGUAUUUACCUUUUACUUUCUUUCCAUUGGUCUAUGCGAGUGCCACUUGAAGCAGAGGAUGAAAAUGUUUUAUGAAAUGAAUCCAGAACAUUCUCUAUUGCAUCCUGCUUAAAUGGCAUUCUGUAUUCAUUCUCCUGGCACUGAAAAAAAUAUUGAUUAAAUAUUGCUUCUGUGGAA
Molecule: messenger RNA, 1044 nt
Organism: Papaver somniferum (opium poppy)
Lineage: Eukaryota; Viridiplantae; Streptophyta; Magnoliopsida; Ranunculales; Papaveraceae
Exons: 2
Coding region: 87-788 (233 amino acids)
Source: RefSeq, a predicted model, not a curated record